CUUUGGGAGUUUGGGUGAAGAUAGUCAGUCAGAUUAUGGAUUAUAGAUUAUAGAUUAUCUCUCGAUUACGGAUGAGAGUAGAGGGAGAGGGAGUACCAACCCCCACAGGCUGUUCCAUUCAAUUCUUAUCGUCAUCAUCGCCCACCUGCGCAUCCUUCUUCCUUCCAUCUGAAGAAUUUCACUAUUAUCAUGGGCACUGGUGCCUCCAAGAAUCCUGAUAGUUCCCAUGCCGACAGAGAGGAACAGGCCGGAGGCCAACUAUACGUCUCCCUCAAGAUGGAGAACUACACGCACAAAGGGGAGCUCAUACCCCACGUCUACGGUUCCCUACCCGUCGUCGGCUCCUGGGACCCUUCCAAAGCCCUCUCCAUGGAACGUGAAUCGACGUCUACGUGGGAAUUGAGCUUCGUUGCACCUCCUAACCACGAGACAUUGGAUUUUAAGUUUUUGUUGAGACCCAAGUACAGUGAUGCCCCCUGCAUUGUGGAGGAGGGUCCAAACAGGCAAUUGAGUGGGGGUGCAUUACAGGGGGAUCGACAGUCCGCUGUGUUUAAAAUCGGUGAUGAUGUGGUUCUUGAGUUCCGAGUGCACAUUAAGGCAGAUAGAGUUUCGCCAUUUGAUCUUGCAGCAAGUUGGAGAGCAUAUCAGGAAAAUUUUCAGCUAUCCAGCGUUCGUGGAAUCCCAGAUGUCAGCAUCAAUUCUGUUGCUGAGGACCGUGUUGAGAAUGGAUCUAGGGGAAGUUUGGAGCUUGAUCUGGAGCACUAUGUUGUCCCAGCUCCAUCCACUUCUGCAAACUCAGGUCUGGUUUAUGCAGCUAACCUGACAGAAACUCCUAGGUCACUGAGUCAUGUAGGUGUGUUUUCCCGGACUGAUGGAUCUAGUGGGGCAUUACAUAGCCAAAGAGAUACUGGUGUUUCUGUUGAUCGACCCGAUUUGCUGGGGAUGGAAGUCAGUGUCCCCGACACAUCAAAGUUGUCUUCAGGAUCUGGUUUGGUUGAGUCAAAGUCAGUUGGAACAUUUUCUUCCAUGCAGAGACAAGAUAGUCACAGAGGACUCUUUGUGGAUAGGGGGGUUGGAUCUCCUAGAUUAGUGAAAUCAGCUAGUGCAACGACUUUCUCUGUUGAUAACAAAAUUGAUUCAGAUUCUAAGAAUUCCAUGCCAGCUGCUGCUGGAGCUGUUGCAGCUGCAGCAAUAGCAGAUCAGAUGCUUGGACCAAAGGAGGAUAGACAUCUGGCAAUUGUUUUGGUUGGGUUGCCUGCACGUGGAAAAACUUUCACUGCAGCUAAACUUACUCGGUAUCUUCGUUGGUUAGGCCAUGACACAAAGCACUUCAAUGUUGGGAAGUAUCGGAGACUGAAACAUGGAGUUAACCAGGUCCUGACAGCUGACUUUUUCCGAGGCGACAAUCCAGAAGGCCUGGAGGCACGUAAUGAGGUAGCAGCACUAGCCAUGGAGGAUAUGAUAGCUUGGAUGCAUGAGCGUGGCCAGGUUGGCAUAUUCGAUGCUACAAACAGUACCAGGAAUAGGAGGAAUAUGCUUAUGAAAAUGGCUGAAGGCAAAUGCAAGAUUAUCUUUCUGGAAACAAUAUGCAAUGAUCGAAAAAUAAUUGAAAGAAAUAUACGACUCAAGGUUCAACAAAGUCCAGACUACGCUGAAGAGCCAGAUUUUGAAGCUGGGUAUAAUGACUUCAAGAGCCGACUAGAAAAUUAUGAGAAGGUUUAUGAGCCAGUGGAAGAAGGUUCGUAUAUCAAAAUGAUUGAUAUGGUCAGUGGUCAUGGAGGACAAAUACAAGUGAACAACAUUAGUGGCUACCUUCCUGGGCGAAUAGUAUUCUUCCUGGUUAACACGCAUCUGACACCCCGCCCAAUUUUGCUUACGAGGCAUGGAGAGAGUUUGGAUAACGUCAGAGGACGAAUUGGGGGUGACAGUGUGAUCAGCGAUACUGGAGUGGUUUACUCCAAGAAACUUGCAAAUUUCAUCGAGAAACGUUUGAAAAAUGAAAGGGCUGCCUCUAUAUGGACUAGUACAUUGCAGAGAACUAUUUUAACAGCAAGUCCAAUAGUUGGAUUUCCAAAGAUACAAUGGCGUGCACUUGACGAAAUAAAUGCUGGUGUAUGCGAUGGGAUGACCUAUGAAGAAAUAAAGAAAAAUAUGCCAGAGGAAUACGAAUCCCGCAAAAAGGACAAGCUAAGGUAUAGAUAUCCUCGCGGGGAGUCUUAUCUUGAUGUUAUACAAAGGCUAGAGCCUGUAAUUAUUGAGCUGGAACGGCAAAGAGCUCCGGUUGUGGUGAUAUCUCACCAGGCAGUGCUGCGGGCUUUAUAUGCUUAUUUCGCCGACAGACCUUUGAAAGAGAUUCCCCACAUCGAGAUGCCGCUCCACACAAUAAUAGAGAUACAAAUGGGAGUCACCGGAGUCCAGGAAAAACGAUACAAGCUCAUGUGAUAGCUGGUAUUGCAUUCCCAAUUCACAAAGAACACUCCUGCAUAAAUAUAGAUGACAUGAAAUGAUAAAUCCCAAUUAAAUGAAUCAAUAUUUCUCUCAUUGUAGCACAAAAACAUGACACUAACUAUUGCUACUUGUGUGUUUUGCCUCAAAUCAAAUUACACUUUGUUGUUAACAGUGUCUACUUGUAUAUAAUCAUUACUGUCAUGUUAUAAGUACAAUUUAAUUCCUGAAAUUAAUUAAGUUUUUUUGCCUU
Andrographis paniculata is the source of this 2698-nucleotide messenger RNA. Its product is annotated as 6-phosphofructo-2-kinase/fructose-2,6-bisphosphatase-like. Gene Ontology annotation, biological process: fructose 2,6-bisphosphate metabolic process; fructose metabolic process. The record is from RefSeq and is a predicted model, not a curated record. The transcript is spliced from 23 exons. The coding region runs from base 190 to 2442 and encodes 750 amino acids. Gene Ontology annotation, cellular component: cytosol. Gene Ontology annotation, molecular function: starch binding; 6-phosphofructo-2-kinase activity; fructose-2,6-bisphosphate 2-phosphatase activity. Lineage: Eukaryota; Viridiplantae; Streptophyta; Magnoliopsida; Lamiales; Acanthaceae.